AUGCGUAUAAACAACACUUUCUCUGCUGGUUUGCCUAUUGUUCAUUCGAAUGCAGAGUUUUCAGCUUUAGUAAACUCAAACACUUUAGCAAACAUAAACUUAACCUUAGUUGACGCAAACUUUGUUCCUGUAAAACUUUUAUGUCCUAUGUAUUUGUCAAUGACGGCAGAAAGUUUCGAAUUGGAAGAUGCAACUGGUGAAAGUAUUGUAUUACAAGAACAACUUCAACAACAAAUAGCUCAAGAACAACAAAUGGAACAAAUAGCUCAAGAAUAA
Molecule: messenger RNA, 276 nt
Organism: Trichomonas vaginalis G3
Lineage: Eukaryota; Parabasalia; Trichomonadida; Trichomonadidae
Exons: 1
Coding region: 1-276 (91 amino acids)
Source: RefSeq, a predicted model, not a curated record